Molecule: messenger RNA, 2909 nt
Organism: Dendronephthya gigantea
Lineage: Eukaryota; Metazoa; Cnidaria; Anthozoa; Malacalcyonacea; Nephtheidae
Exons: 1
Coding region: 584-2101 (505 amino acids)
Biological process (GO): DNA integration
Molecular function (GO): nucleic acid binding
Source: RefSeq, a predicted model, not a curated record
AGGCGCCGAACCGGACAAAAUUGUCUUUUAGAAAAAAAUAUGUGUCAAACUACGAAAGUUUGCUUAAAUGCAAAAAUAUAUCCACUCAACUCUUGAUAAGUAUCUGCUAAACUUAAUUAAUUGGUUCUGAUCUCAAUAUAUAUCGGACAAACUUGAAAAAUAUAUGCUAAACUUAAAAUUUUUGUGUUCAACUUAAAAUAUACAUGUUAAUAUUUUCAUAAAUAUUGGCUAAAGUUGGUAUCGCCAUGGCAAACUAAACUCAACCACGAAAAUAAUUGUGAAAUUUUAUAAAAUUUGCCAAACUCCAAAAAUACAUGCCUUUCGAAAAAUAUAUGUUCUAAUUAAGAUGCUUUGCGGGCUUGUUUACAUCAUGUGAAAUUAGUGAAAAUGCAACGGCCGCCAUUUGUAGCGGAUUCUGCGAUUGUCGAAGAUGCUAAACCAGAAUGAACUACAAUUUCACUUGAGUAACGCGUUGCAAAGAAUAAGUGAACUGGAAAACGCUAAUAUUUUAAGUGCAAUAAGAGCGAUGGUAAGAAAUGACGAGUUCACAGGAAAUCAGGUAUUGAAAAAAUGAACAGUAAAAAUGCCUGUUUAUCGCAGAGACGGUCAGAACGUCGUCAACGUUGAAUGGGUGUCAUUUUUACAGUCAGCCAAAUCAAUUAUAACCGGCGUAGCAUCUCUAUUAACAGAAACCAUUACUGAGGAUGCCUUAAGUAGAAUCGAUCAUUUGGAGGUCUUAAAUAAUCGAUUAGAAUGUACGUGCUCCUUCUUUACGACCCUACUGAACAACACGAACAAUGAUCAAGAAACAUUCGGUGUGCUUGCAAGCGCUUUAAACAGCCUAAUGUCCAUUCAAAGGGCACUUAGUCUUGAGAUGGAACGGCUCCAAUCAAUCAAUGAUGAGCAAUGUUACAGGUGUCCAGUUAAUCAUACAAACAGACCUGGUCGACCAAAAUAUGAUAUUACAAAGAAUCAGCUUGAAUUUUUGCGAAGCAAGCACUUUUCCUGGGUUAACAUAGCCAAACUGCUGCAUGUGUCUACUCGAACAUUGAGGAGGAGAAAAAAUGAAUUAGGUAUGAAUGAUGAGUUUUCUGCUAUUUCGGAGGAAGAACUUACCCAAGCUAUGGAAGACAUAAGGAAAGUGACCCCAAAUAUUGGUCAGAGUAGGAUGGUUGGUGCCCUUCGGGCUAGAGGGCUGCAUAUACAAAGGCAUAGAGUGAGGAAAUGCCUAAAAAAAAUUGAUCCUAUCGGAACAGCACUUAGAUGGAACUUGACAAUCUACCGGCGUAAGUAUCAUGUUCCACACCCAAAUGCACUGUGGCACAUGGACGGCAACCACAAGCUGAUACGAUGGCGCAUAAUAAUUCAUGCAUGUAUUGAUGGUUACAGCCGACUUAUUAUUUACCUGCAAUGUGCAAAUAAUAACCGAGCCUCAACUGUUCUAGAGUUUUUUGAACAUGGAGUCACAGAGUUUGGUUUACCAUCAAGAGUCCGUUCUGACCAUGGCUUGGAAAAUGUUAGUGUUGCACGCUAUAUGCUUACUAAUAGGGGUUGUGGCAGGGGCAGUAUGAUAACCGGUAAAUCUGUGCAUAACGUUAGAGUUGAACGCCUCCACAGAGAUGUUUACUGUGGGGUACUUUCUCAUUAUGUCUGGCUGUUUACGACUAUGGAAGAAGAUGGUUUGCUUGACUGUCUUAAUGAACAUCACCUUUUUGCAUUACACUAUGUGUUUAUUCCGAGAAUUCAAAAUUCUCUUGACGAAUUUAAGUGCCAAUGGAAUAGCCACCCUGUUAGUACGGCUGAGAACCUAAGUCCAGAACAAAUGUUCAUCAGGGGAACUAUGACCAAUUGCAAUAGGAAUAUACUGGCAGAAGAGAAUGCCCAUGAACAACUUGGUGCCGGUGUAGAUUUAGACGAAGAUGGAACUGUCUUAAUCAGUGAUGAUGAUUACGAUGUUUCAGUACCACAAGUAAAUGUCAGUGAAGAGCUAACCAACUUGGUACAUGAAACUAUUAAUCCCUUAGAUGACGAUGGAUAUCAUGGUGUAAAUUUAUAUAGAGCAUGCGUAGGUCUGCUAUGUGAAACAACAACCAAUCAAUAGUGUAUCCAGUUUUUUAAUUUUAAUGAAAUGUCAAAGUUACAUUAUAAAAAUAUGACAUUGUUUCAGAACAGAAACAAACUGGCGUUUAAGGCCUGGUUUAGACCUCAAACUUUUUAUUUGCCAAAAUUGAUAUUAUGGAGCUAAAAGACUUCGUUCAAGUUCAUUUGCGUUCAAUUCCACACAAAAAGUUUGAUGUAAGGAAUAGGCCUAUUAAAAGUCAGUUAAGCAUGCAAGCGGUGAUUGAUAUGGUAAAGCCUUCAGGAGUUUAGCAGCAAACAACUGAAGGAAAACAUUGAGUUGAAUUAGAAGGCAACUAUACUAGUUGGUUUAUAUUUGAAUUGGAUCCGCUAAUUCCCUAAAAUUUUGGACUAACACCGAUUUAUUUUUAAAAAAAUCAAUUGAAUUUUCUUGUUUGUGGUCAGGGGUAUUCAAGCCAUUUAACAAAUGCAUAAUUAUCACUGCUACAAAAAAACUGUUAAAAAAUUGGUACACAAUGGUUACUUUCUUUAGUUUAUGUAAUUAUGUAAUAGUACUGUAUUUCAUCAAAAUCUUUUAGCCUGCAAUUGCUGAAAAUCACCAUUUGCAUGUUCAACAUAAGAAGUAACUACUAACACAAGACUAAUAAAAAAUUGGCUAAAACUAGCUGAGAUUAACCUUAAAAGUACCUCAAGCUAAAUAAACCAAAUAUUAACUGUAAACAAAAUAUUAACAAAACCUUGACUUAACGUCUUACACCUAAAGCUGGUUUAAACAAUAUGGAAUGACCAUGACAAUUUAUCAGCUAAGAUAUUACUAAACUCCUCAGCUA